AUAGGAAGUGUCGAUCAGUAGUAGGGGCUUAACGCAACCAAAUAGUGUCUGGUUGUUAUACAUCAGAGGCUUGAGAUCAUUUUGUCGUUAAACUCAGAUGUUUUGCAAUACUUAGAGGUACUCGACAACUAAUUUGUAUAACGAGGAGUUCCGUCUCGUGCAGAUAUUGCGCUGUUUGGUUGGUCUUUUUUGUGGCCAUGUAACACUAGCUUGUUAGCUAGCUAACGUUAAACGUCAGUUCAGCCAGUUACUCUGUUAGCGUAGCGUUGCAUUGGAAUUUAUCAGGUUGUUUGACAGCUACAGUAGUUAAAAUUAACUAAGUUGUUCUACAGAGAGAAUAUGUUUUGGUUUUAGUGGCUCUGUGUGUGCGUUUAAUUCUGCUACGUAUCAUAGUGUGACUCAACUGUAACUGAAUGAUUGGUGAUAGAAAUAGCAGCGACUACAGCUAGCAUAUUGUUAGCUUGUCAACAAUGGGCUGUAAGAGGUAUUUAAAAACGGCACGAACGUUUUAUUUUUUGACCAUUCUGCUGGUAGUCUUCGUCAAAGGAAUAACAGCUGAUGAAGAACAACAAGGGAAUGAUGGACCAGAGCUAAAGUCUUACCAUGAUCCGGAGUCUGAAGAAGAAGAUGUCCGUCUGGCCUCAGGAAUUGUGGCUGGUUCUUCUGUGACUUCUGGUCGUGACGUCUCCCAGCCAGAAGAGGAAAACCCGACACCUGGGGAUGGACCAGAGGGGGAAGAUACGGAAGACCUGCCUGAGCAGCCUCUUCCAGUUGAAGAGAAACCUAAGGAAGUUCCUGUGGUAAAUGGAGGUACAGCCCAUGGAGAGCCGUGCGUCUUCCCAUUCCUCUUCCAGGGAAAGGAGUACUUUGAUUGCACCACUGAUGGACGGGUGGAUGGACGGCUGUGGUGCGCCACAAUCUACGACUAUGACCAGGAGAAGAAGUGGGGUUUCUGUGAGACGGAAGAGCAGGCACAGCAAAGACUGCAGGCAGAGGAGGCUGAGGAGCAGUAUCAGACUGUCCUGCGCAUGCUCAAUGCCACCACCAGGAAGACCCAGAAGAAAGAAUUAUAUGAAAAGCUGCUGAAAGUAGCAGAGAAAGGCCACCAGAAAGCCAUGGAUAAAGUGGCGCACGCCAUGCUGUUUGGAGACUACAUAAACCAGAACAUCACCAAGGCCAAAGAAAUGUUUGAGAAGCUCGCCAUUGAGGGCUCUCCAAGAGCUCAGACGGCUCUUGGCUUUCUGUAUGCAGCAGGACUGGGAGUUAACUCGAGUCAGGCUAAGGCCUUGGUUUACUACACCUUUGGCGCACUGGGUGGAAACUUGGUAGCUCAUAUGAUCCUGGGUUACAGAUACUGGGGAGGUGUGGGUGUUCCCCAGAGCUGUGAGUCGGCAUUAACACACUACAGGCUUGUGGCAAAUCAGGUGGCCAGUGAUGUGUCCCUGACGGGGGGCUCAGCAGUGCAGAGGAUCAGGCUUCUGGAUGAGGUGGAGAACCCGGGAUCUACCAGUGGGAUGCUGGAGGAGGAUUUGAUCCAGUACUAUCAGUUUCUAGCUGAAAAAGGAGAUGUACAAGCCCAGGUGGGAUUAGGUCAGCUACACCUGCAUGGAGGACGUGGAGUAGAACAGAAUCAUCAGAGGGCGUAUGACUACUUCACCCAGGCUGCAAAUGCAGGGAACACACACGCUAUGGCUUUCCUCGGCAAGAUGUACUCAGAAGGCAGCGAGUUUCUCCCUCAGAACAACGAGACUGCUCUGCAUUACUUUAAGAAGGCCUCCGACUUGGGUAAUCCAGUGGGACAGAGUGGCCUGGGCAUGGCCUACCUAUAUGGAAGAGGUGUCCCAGUGAACUAUGAGCUGGCACUGAAAUACUUCCAGAAGGCAGCAGAGCAGGGCUGGGUGGACGGACAACUCCAGCUGGGCACCAUGUAUUACAAUGGCAUUGGUGUGAAGCGUGAUUACAAGCAGGCACUUAAAUUCUUCAACCUGGCCUCGCAGGCUGGCCACAUCCUGGCUUUCUACAACCUGGCCCAGAUGCAUGCUACUGGUACAGGUGUGAUGCGCUCCUGCCACACUGCUGUGGAGCUUUUCAAGAACGUGUGUGAACGCGGCCGCUGGUCAGAGCGUCUCAUGACGGCCUACGGCAGCUUUAAGGAGGGUGAGACGGACGCUGCGCUGGUCCAGUAUCUGCUCCUGGCUGAGCAGGGUUACGAGGUGGCCCAGAGCAACGUGGCCUUCAUUCUGGACCAGACAGAAGGAGCAAGGAUCUUCAGUGAGAAUGAGACCUACCCUCGUGCUUUGCUCCACUGGACCAGAGCUGCAGCACAAGGUUACACUGUAGCGAGGAUAAAACUGGGGGAUUACCACUUCUACGGCUACGGGACAGAUGUGGACUACGAGACAGCUGUCAUCCACUACAGACUGGCAUCGGAGCAGCAGCACAGCGCCCAAGCCAUGUUUAACCUGGGCUACAUGCAUGAGAAGGGUCUGGGCAUCAAGCAGGACAUCCACUUAGCCAAGCGUUUCUAUGACAUGGCCGCCGAAGCCAGUCCUGACGCCCAGGUCCCAGUUUUCCUGGCCCUGUGCAAGCUGGGUCUGAUUUACACUUUGCAGUACCUGCAGGAUCUUAAUUUGAAGGAGCUGAUUUCUCAGGUGGACCUGGACCAACUUCUGGGCCCAGAGUGGGACCUCUACCUCAUGACUGUUAUCGCCCUGCUGUUAGGUACAGUCAUUGCCUACAGGCAACGCCAACACCAAAUCCUGGUUCCCCCUCGCCUGCCCGCCCCUGCCCCAGCACCCCCUCCUCGACCACCCCAGGAACAGUUGCAAGCCCAGGCUGAACACCAGGGUCAGGGAGAAACACAUGCCCAGGGCCCAGCCCGGGAGGAAGAGGAGCAGCAGCAGUGAGAGGAAGCCAGAUGGAGGGAGGGCAGUAAAAGACAGACAAGGUGCUCUGCCGGGCUGAACUGUGGAGCAGCUGGGGCUCACUAGCUGAAUACCUGCUAGUCUGAGUACCUCUACCCUCCACAUGCUUGAAGAGCAGCUGACCUCUACAGUCUCACAAUUCCCUUUCUCCAUUUCAACUAUGCUGGUCCUGUGCCGUGGAAAGGCAGUGGAAGUGACUUUGCUACCGAACAGAGAGUUGAUAGGAUACCACAGACUUGGGACUUGUUAGUCUGUGACUCAGGAUACUGCUGGAAGCACCCAUGUCUUCACUGUGGAAAUAACCAUGCGGUUGCCACAUCAAAGACAUUUUGGACUUGACUAAUAAUAUAGUCAGCUUAGUUGGAAUCCGGCAUGUACGUUAGUUUCUUCUCACUUUCCCUUUUUUGAUGACACUCGGUCAAACUGCUUCAAUCCUAAUUUUGAGCAGUCUCUAAAAAAUAUUCAGGCACGAAAAUGUGAACUAGAAUAAUUUUAUUUGCUAGCCCUGAUCUUGUUGCUUAAGAAAGUCAUGUUUUUGCAUGUUUUCUCUCAUCAGUUUGCGGACUUGGAUUUUUGGCACCUUAAUUCUAGAUAUUUAAGGAGUGAACAAAUGUUGGAUUCAUUUUGCAUCGCAGUUUUGCAUUCGUUAAUUGUUUGUUUAGUUGACAUGUCAGGUGUGCGUGCCUGCAAUUCACCAGCUUUGUUCUUUCAAAAUUAACAGUGCUAAAACAUUUUAAAGCCAUGUCAUGUCAAUAGUUUAAGAAGAUGAAACUUGUUAAGUUGUUUACUUUGAUUGAUGAAAAGGCUGGACUGAAGAGAUAAUUAAAUUUCAAGCACGCAGUUUCAUGUCUGAUGCCCUUUUCAACAUGGCGGACACGUGGAGAAAGAAUGAGACGCUGCUGAAGUCACUCAAAACUAAGCUGUCACCAAAAGCCUUGAUGCAGAUCCUGUUUGAAUAUUCAUGCAGACGCGCCUUUCACUCUCCAAGUGUAGUGAAGGCAGGUUGCACAGGCUUUUGAAAAUUCGAUUUAAAAAACAAAUGUCAGAAAAAGCGAAUCCAGUGAAUGAAAGCGGAGACCAGUUUUUCCAUGUGUACCGUACGCUGGUGUGAUAUUUUUCCAUGGACAGGCUUUGAUUUCAUUCUAGUGGUUGUUUUUUUUUUUUUUUUUUUAGUGGAAAGUAGCUCAACACUCAUCCCACAUGCUCAUUUUUUUUAUCUUUUGUUCAUGAAGCCUUGUGUUAGCCAAUGCAGAAACUGGAGCAGCCUUAAAUAUAGCAGCGCCUCAAACUUUGGAUCAUUUCUACAGUAGAGGAAGUGGAUUGGGUUUUGUGUGUGUUUGUGUGUUUGUAAGCAUUUGGUUACACAACUUCAGCUGUUGUGAGAAUUUCCACCCACUCACCAAAAGUCCAAGCUGGAGAUCUGUGCUCUGCCUACACCCUUCAGCUCAGAUGGACCUCCAAUCUGAGAAGUGAGGCCGUGGGUCAGGCCAGACAGUAUUUAUCAGAACAAGAAUAACUUCUGAUUUUGCCAUGUGCUUUUGUUCAGCUCCACAUUAUGUGCUUGUUGUUAGAAUUACUGAGAACUUACCUGCCAGUACAUCAGCAUAAUGUGUAUGAAGUCUAAAAGGACAGUUAAAUGUUAUUUGUAGGAGAGUAAGAAAGAGAAGCUUUCACCCAUCGAUACCCACGCAGCUCACAAUUUGUCUUGAAUGGAAUCCUUGAUCAAGAUCGUCGAAAAGACGGCAUUUUUACCAUCACAAAUACAAGUUUAUAAAGAAAUGAAUAAACAAUAAAUGGAUAUUUAACUGUU
Messenger RNA from Scatophagus argus, 4734 nucleotides. RefSeq names its product SEL1L adaptor subunit of ERAD E3 ubiquitin ligase (gene sel1l). Gene Ontology annotation, molecular function: protein binding. The record is from RefSeq and is a predicted model, not a curated record. The transcript has 21 exons. Lineage: Eukaryota; Metazoa; Chordata; Actinopteri; Scatophagidae. Bases 471 to 2906 code for a protein of 811 amino acids. Gene Ontology annotation, cellular component: endoplasmic reticulum membrane. Gene Ontology annotation, biological process: ERAD pathway.